ACUAGUUGCUCAUUGACAGUACAAACAGAUACACAAAUAACCAUUCUCAGUCACAGAGUUGGUUAACUCAAAGGAAGGUGCACACACCAGAACAGAUAAGGACACACGCGUCAGCUCAUCCUGUUGAAGAUGAAGACUUUGAAGCAGUUAAUGAAGGAUUGGAGGUAUCCUACCUCUCUGCUCUGCAUCUAUGGGUUUUUCAGCACAGUGAAGCCAUUAGAACCGUUCCUCAUCCCGUAUUUAACUGGACCAGACAAGAAUUUAACUAUGGAGCAGGUGGCCAAUCAGAUUUUCCCAGUGUGGACGUAUUCUUACCUGGGAGUGCUGGUUCCUGUUUUUCUCCUCACUGAUUGGCUACGUUACAAACCUGUGGUGGUCUUUCAGUGCUCGGCCCUCUUUGUCACCACAGCGAUGUUACUGUGGGUAAAUGGUGUACUGGAAAUGCAGGCUAUGCAGUUUAUGUAUAGUGUGGUGACGGCGUGCGACGUGGCUUACUUCUCAUACAUCUACAGCAUGGUGGAGUUGAAGCACUAUCUGAAAGCCACCUCCUACAGCCGGACAGCCCAACUUCUGGGCUACACUGUGGGCUCGGUGCUGGGUCAGGUGCUGGUAUCUUUAGAACUACUCUCCUACAAAAACAUCCUUGUGUUCACACUGGUGCUAACCUCCAUCGGAUGGCUCACCUCAGUCCUUCUCCCAAUGCCCAAGACAAGUAUGUUCUUCCAUCAAAAGAGGAGAUCUAGUGGAGAGGAUGAAGAUGUACAUGAGGGCAGUGUUGGGGCAGAGGAUGCAGAUGCGGUCAUAGAAGAAGGGUCUUUGACAAAGGACGUUUCUCAAAGCAGUGGCCAGUCCAGCUCUGAAAAUCAUCUAGAUGAUGUAGAGAUGAAUGAAUCUGAGAAACGGCAGAAAGAAGUGGAAGGUUCCAGUGAUAGCAACAGUACAAAAAGUGCAAAGACAGGGGGCUGUGGUGAUGUUCUGCUCCGGUUAUGGAGGGAUUUUCGGCAGUGCUACUCCUCUCGUACAUUGCUUUACUGGUCGGCGUGGUGGGCGCUGUCCACCUGCGGCUACAACCAGACUGUGAACUACGUCCAAGCCCUAUGGGAGCAUGUGGAGCCAUCUAAUAACUUCACAGUCUACAAUGGAGGAGUGGAAGCAAUCUCAAACCUAUUUGGGGCCGCGGCUGCAUACGGUAUAGGUUUCUCAUCAGCGGACUGGUCUCGCUGGGGAGAGAUCUCUUUAGGUGCUCUCUCAGCCCUGGAGAGCGGUGCUCUCUUCGCUAUGGUCUUCAGUGCCAACAUCUGGGUGUGUUAUUGUGGUUAUGUCAUCUUUAAGAGCCUCUACAUGCUACUCAUCACAAUAGCCAUGUUUCAGGUAGCAGCUGGAUUAAACAUGGAGCGUUAUGCUCUGGUGUUUGGAGCCAAUACAUUCUGCGCUCUGGUGUUUCAGACCAUUCUCACUUCAGUGGUGGUGGAUAGCAGAGGACUGGGGCUGGAUAUAGUCACACAGUUUAUCAUCUACGGUGCGUAUUUUGGCAUAAUAGCAGUCCUUUUCUUCGUGAGAGGUUUGUAUACAACGUGUCAAAGGUCCAAAAUGGAACCACAGCAACAGAUGCCAGAAGAAACCCAUGAGGCAGAAAAUGAUGCACGAAUCAUCAAUGGAUCAAAACUAUAGACAAGCAUCAAAAUGUAUUCCAAUCGUAACAAAACAAGUGACGUCAGUCUGAAUAUUCUACAAACAGAAACACAGUGACUUUUUCUUAGGUAAAAUUCAUUUUAAUAUA
Molecule: messenger RNA, 1780 nt
Organism: Paramisgurnus dabryanus
Lineage: Eukaryota; Metazoa; Chordata; Actinopteri; Cypriniformes; Cobitidae
Gene: slc19a3a
Product: solute carrier family 19 member 3a
Biological process (GO): transmembrane transport; vitamin transport
Cellular component (GO): plasma membrane
Molecular function (GO): vitamin transmembrane transporter activity
Source: RefSeq, a predicted model, not a curated record